Molecule: messenger RNA, 1800 nt
Organism: Chironomus riparius
Lineage: Eukaryota; Metazoa; Arthropoda; Insecta; Diptera; Chironomidae
Source: the annotation of a GenBank genome assembly
AUGAAUGAAGAAAUGGCAUUAUCGCCAAGUAAAGGAUUGAUAAAGCAUGAAGUAUUAUCACUGGACAGUGAACUAGAUCUACAUAAUUGUAUAGAGGAAUUUGACAGAGUAAUUUAUCAAAUACCUGAACAAUUUGCAUUAAAUGAGGAACAUUUAAACUUUUGUGAUUCAUCAAUUGUUCAUGACACAGCAAAUGACAUGAAGUUUGACCUAGAAAUCGACCAGAGAAGUGAUCGUGGAACAAUUCAUCACCAAAUCAAUGAGAAUGAGAUAAAUUUAACUAUCCGACCGGGGCAAGGUGAAUUUCUUGGUGAGCCGUCACACGCAACAAUUACGAUUGAGGGCACAAAUCCAGCAAUUCAUGCACGAUAUCGAUGUAAUUAUGAUGAAUGUAACAGAUCGUAUAGUACCGUUGGUAACUUGAGGACUCACUUGAAAACUCAUAAAGGUGAAUUCCGUUUCAAAUGUUCCGAGCAAGGAUGUGGAAAAGCAUUUUUAACAUCAUACUCUCUAAAAAUUCACAUUCGAGUGCACACAAAAAUAAAACCAUACGAAUGCACGGAAUCAGGAUGCGAGAAGGCAUUCAACACACGCUACAGAUUGCGUGCUCAUUUACGUCUUCAUAAUGGCGAAACAUUCAACUGUUCAAUUUGCUCAAAAUUCUUUACGACUCUCUCGGAUCUUAAAAAGCAUUUUCGUACGCACACUCAAGAACGUCCUUUUAAAUGUCGUGAGUGCUUAAAGGCAUUUACAGCGUCACACCAUUUAAAAACACAUUUAAGAAUUCACAGUGGCGAGAAACCGUACUUAUGUAAAAUAGAUCAAACAUGCUCAAAAGCAUUUUCAACGCCACACAGUCUAAAAUCUCACAUAAAAACCCACGAGAAAAGAGCUAAAAGCUCAGUUACAACAAUAAAUCGAAGCAAUACCAAAGAAAUUAGUUUUACAACGUCUACAGACUUAAUGACGUCAUCAAAUGCAUCAUCAUCUGAUGACGGCGAUACAUACAUGAAUACAUUAAAUAUGUUACAAUUUCAAGUUCUGGAUGAUAAUGGAAAUAGCAUAAAGCUUGAACCAUACUUUAAUAAUUAUAUAUCUCCAUCGGCAUCAUCACCAGAACAGACUACAAAUGAGGCUAUGGAACUUGCACUUGCAAAUGAGGUCGAAUUGAAUGAGCAUCAGUGGGUUGACAUAUCAACAUUGGCAGCAAAAUCAGUACUUCCAUCAACGCCCGUAACAUCGCAAUGUAUUGCAAUAUCAACAGUCGUUCCAACCUAUAUUGACUUACCGACAUAUCAAAUACAAAAUACCAAUGGCAUGUUUAUGGACCAACAAUCAGCACAGCCAACAAUGAAUGAUUUUAUUAUGUCAAAUAGCAAUCAAGACUCACAAAUGGAAGUCGAUUCAAUUAAUAAAACUUUAAAGUCAAUCACUGCAGAUGCAGGCAUUUGUGGAUGUACAAACUGUAAAUGCGAUCCAAUGCAAGACGGCGGAUGUUCUGGCUCGUGUGAGACAACAAAACCAUGCGGUGGAAAAAAGGAGAAGACUGUGAGGCAAACACAGAAUGAAAUUGAAGCUGACACGAACAAAUUGAUUGAGGAAAUUGAUUCACUGAAUGUUGAUACCUCAAAGCCAGCACCGAAUGGAACAUGCGGAUGUAUAAGCACAAAAGAUGCUGUUGAUAAGGGAUGCUGUGUUGUCAUUUGCCUGAAGACUUUAGAGACAAUGAAAGCUGAGAAUAAAACUAUUGAUGAUAUUAUCGAUCAAAAACCUGUUUGUUCCAGUCAUUUUGUACUUUGA